Molecule: messenger RNA, 1629 nt
Organism: Macrosiphum euphorbiae (potato aphid)
Lineage: Eukaryota; Metazoa; Arthropoda; Insecta; Hemiptera; Aphididae
Source: the annotation of a GenBank genome assembly
AUGGCUACCAAAAACAGAUCUCGAAUCAUAAUGAAGGAAAACAGAAUUCCAUUAGGAAAGAAAAAAGAAAAUAUAGAAAUCAAAAAAAAUGAGAAGUUGGUUGUUGAUCAUGUCAUUUCAAAAACCAAGACAUUGAAGACAUCAAAAAUAUCUAAGAAAACAAAUAAAAGCAAUGAAAAUAAACUUAUUAACAUUAAUGUUGAACCUACAGAUACAUCGUUAACGAUUCCAAUUAAAAAACCAAGAAUCAUGCUAAGUACAAUUAAAGAAAUGAAAGAAUAUGAAGAAAAAUCCAAUACUAAAACCAUAUUGAAUAAAAUAAAGGUUGUAAAAGAUGAUACUCCAACAUUGAUUGAAAAAGAAAAUAAUUUACAAGGAGAUAUUGAUAAUAUAGACAAUUUCAAUAACACAAUUGACGAAAUGAAACUGGUAGUCCCUGAAAUUGUACUGAGUCCUUUCGUUUGUACAACACGUGGCCAAAAGUGGAAACCAAGUCCUCGCAAACCUCCAAAAUUAUCUGACCUCUAUGAUCAAUAUGAAGAUAACACUAUUGCUGAUAAUUAUAGGAAAAAAUUGGACAGAAAAACUAUUGAACUACAAAAUAAAGUUAAAUAUUGGGCAGAAUUAUCUUCUGAAAAAGGCAGUGAAGUUCCACAAUCUGUCAAAGAUGAAAUAGAUGUUGCUUGUGGACAAACAAAACUUUUGACAACUGAUAAAUUUAUGCAAAUGCGUACUCUGAUAAAUGAAUAUGAUAAUAAGUCUGGUCAAAUGCUCAUAACCACAAACGAUUUAGAUGGCUUUUGGGAUAUGCUAUUGUUACAAGUUGAAAAAUUAGAAGGUCAAUUUAGUCAACUUGACAUAUUGGAAAAAAAUAAUUGGGCUCCAUUAAAGCCAAUUGCUAAAAAGGUAAUUAAUAGACUACCAACAGUAAAUAAACGUCCAGUGGUAAAAUCAAAAUUUGCAGAUUUUAUUAAAAACCAAAAGUCUAAGGAAAAGAAAGCUACACCUAACAGUACAAACUCUAAUGAAAAAAAUGAUUCGAAUAACUCAAAGUUCAAUGAAAUGAAACUGUCUAAUAACACUUAUCUUACUUCAAGUACUCCAACUACUUCAAAUCAAAAAAAUACAAGUUUCACCCCAGUACUGUUGAAGACCAUAGAAUUAUCAUAUGUGGCUCGCAGGUCAGGUAUGACUCCAAUGGUACUAGUUACACCACAUGUAUCCCCAUUAAAACCGGCACUGAAAAAUCCAGAAAAUGUGAAAGGGACAAAGCGCAAAAACAUACAAUUUGAAUCUCCUAAAAAAAUUGUUGAUGAAUUUGUGACACCUGAAAACUCGUGCAAUGAUGAUACAAGCCAUAAAACCAUUAAAAACAGAGUUGUCACCCCUCACGCUUUAAAAACAACUAAGGUAAACCAGAACAAGGUUAUCAGAUCUCAGAACAAUCCCAUUAGUUCAUCAACCACUAACCACACUGGUAAUAAAAUUAACUUAAAAAGAACUAUCAAAGCACAGACAGAAAAGAAGGAGACAAUAAAUAAAAAGUUUGUUGAUGAGCAGGAUGGCAAAUCGUCUAUAAGGCGUUCUUCUAGAUUGGCCAACAAACCUUCAAAAAAUUACAAAUGUUAA